Hippocampus comes (tiger tail seahorse) is the source of this 3586-nucleotide messenger RNA. It is a transcript of the gene e2f7, whose product is annotated as E2F transcription factor 7. The record is from RefSeq and is a predicted model, not a curated record. Gene Ontology annotation, cellular component: RNA polymerase II transcription regulator complex. The transcript has 12 exons. Gene Ontology annotation, biological process: regulation of transcription by RNA polymerase II. Bases 459 to 2582 code for a protein of 707 amino acids. Lineage: Eukaryota; Metazoa; Chordata; Actinopteri; Syngnathiformes; Syngnathidae. Gene Ontology annotation, molecular function: DNA-binding transcription factor activity, RNA polymerase II-specific; RNA polymerase II cis-regulatory region sequence-specific DNA binding.
AUUUUCAGCUUCUAACGCCUGAUUUAAGUUUGGACGAAGCGCCAAUAUUGCGUAAUUAUCCAACGAUGUCGACAAUUGAAAGAUAUUGGCUACUUUACUUUACGAUCAGAAUAACAUGUGAAGUUAUGGUCGACCUAGUGUGUUUCCUGAGUCAUUGGAGUGACUAGGGACGAGUUUCCUUUUAAGUUACAUAACCAGUAUGUGAUCUAAGUGCUGAUUAAAAACGUAUAGUGACCGUAUAUGCGAUAAAUGAGUAACUUAAAGUACUUACUUACAUUGGUGAACGUUUAAGUUUGGAUAAAGAAGAGCGCUUCCAAGGAGCUAGUUAGCUUUGCGCCAAAUUCAGAUGCCCUCUUGGAGGGUUUUUUUUUCCUUGGGUUAUUUUUAACAUCUCCAGAUUUUUACCACCAACUGAUAUUGUUUGUACUGUUAUGUAGGUUCCCCCCCCCCCAAAAAAAAUGGAAGUAGAAUGUCUUGCACUCAAGGAUCUUACAAGUUCAAGAAAAAGUGAACAGAAGGAAAAUAUAUUCACAGUGUGGAGGAAAUCCACCCCAACGAAGUCUGCAGAGCCGUGCAUACCCGUGAUGAAGUGGAAAGGCGGCACCCCGGACGCGGGCCACGUCACGCCUAUCAAACACACCGCUGAGGCCGAGCCCUGGUCGCCCACGGCCAACCUGAAGAUGCUGAUCAACGCCGCCAGUCCCGACAUCCGAAACCGCGAGAUGAGGAAAUUCCUCUUUAGGCCGAUCGAGAACGAAUCGGAAAGUACGGCUAUUGCCAAAGACGAUAGCGGGGCAGCUGAAGUCCAGUUUGAAGCGGUGGAAGAGGAUGACGAUGCAGAGAAGAAACCGAGCAGGAAGCAGAAGAGCUUGGGUCUUCUUUGCCAAAAAUUCCUGGCUCUCUACCCGGAUUAUCCACCUCCUGACAAACCAAUCUCAAUCUCCCUGGAUGAGAUAGCGACCAGUUUAGGGGUGGAGCGGCGGCGCAUCUACGACAUCGUCAACGUGCUGGAGUCCCUCAUGAUCGUGGGCCGCAUGGCUAAGAACAGCUACACGUGGCACGGCCGCCUGCGCCUGGAGGCCACGCUGCAGGAGCUGCAGCGUCAGGGCCGCCAGCAGGGCUACCAUCGGCACAUGGAGCUUGCCACCAGGGAGCCUGAGCGGAGCCAGGAGGGUGGCGGCGGGGAGGACGACAACGGCCACGCAUCUGUAAACAGGAAAGACAAAUCCCUGCGUAUCAUGAGCCAGAAAUUCGUCAGCCUCUUCCUAGUGUCCAAGACGCAGACGGUCACGUUGGAAGCAGCGGCGAAGGUUCUCAUCGAGGAAAGUCAGGACUUGUCCAGUCACGGCAAGUACAAAACCAAGGUACGACGUCUCUAUGAUAUCGCUAACGUGCUAACCAGCCUGGGCCUCAUAAAGAAAGUACACGUGCGAGAGGAGCGAGGCAGGAAGCCGGCUUUUCGGUGGCUGGGACCGGUGGAUUUUAACAAAUCUGCAGAUGCUGUUGUGGCUGUCGCCCCACCUGAAGCUCAGGACCUCAGGAAAGCUAAACUGGCACACCACGCCUCUUUUCACCUCACCCCGACGUGUGUGGCCGUCCAGCGGCAGAUCCGCUCGGCGCCAAGUAGCCCGCGUGGGGACAUCAACGCGUUUACACCUCAGCCGCUGGAUUAUUCCAGAAAGGCGGGAGCCGGCGAGGCCAUCUGCAGACUGCAAUUUGGAAACCACAAUGUAAACCCGGCUCCUCCAAUCCCGCAGCCCACACUGCUGGUUCCCGCCCUACACUCAGAGCCGCUUUUUACGCUGUCCUCGUCCGCCCACUGCCUGGCUUAUCUACCCAGCCUAUCCCAGGCCUCUAUGGUCAUGCUGUACAACCAGCCCGAGGUGAUGAGCAAGGCCGUUGGUGCUCUGGAGGCCCCCGGGUCUCCAAGGGAGGAAUCGACCGAGCCGAGGAAGAGACGGAGGGAAUCCGCGGAGGAAGAGGAGGAAGCGCCAUUCAAGAAAAGCCCGUCUGGAGUUGAGCGAGCCGAAGAGAUAGAGCAAAGAAAGAUGUCAGAAGCAUCAGAUGAGAGCGUCACUGGCACCCAGGCGUCACACUACCUCUAUGUCCCAAACAAUACAGGUCUGAAAAGCCUCAACUUCCUGCUCCCCUCCGGGCAGCCCUCGACCCAUCUCCCCACAAGCACCGUUCCCCCGCUGGCGCUGCCCUACGUACUGGUGCCGUCUGCCGCCCUCUCCCACUACCCCCUGCAGGGCACCGACGCUCAAGUGGGCUUCAACCUGCCCGCGCGCUUUAUGGUGGCGGCCGCGCCGUACGGCCUGCCGCCUGAGCUUGGCCAGGUGUCACCUAUUCCGUCACCUACCACGCCAGAACAGGGCGGGCGGGGUGCCACCGGCGUGCCGCUUCCUCCAACUGCACCGCAACCACUGACUCCGCACACGCCAAAGGAAAUCCCAGUGCCCGCCUCAAAGUCUUUCUUCCAGACUCCAGGCACUGUGGAGGGUGUGACCGCGGCGCACACAGCCCGAAAGCGAGGCUCUGCGCAGAGGAGGCUGGAUGUCAGCCACGCAUCCCCUUGUUAGAUGUCAAACGCUAACAGUGACCUUGAAAGCCUUUACCGGUGCUAUUUAAAGUUAGGGAAUUAAAUUACAUUGAACAAUGAAUUUAUUACGUGUUAAAAAAAAAAAAAUUGGGAAGCCAUGUUGUUUGUGUGAAACGGCGCCAUCCUGUGGUAGCUUUUGCCACUACAUGAUUUAAAGCCUUAAUUUUCCUCUUCCAAAUUUCAAUCAAGCUACCUUCUCCUCUCAUCACAAAUGCUUCAUCAUUCCUAUUUAUGUUUUUUAGCUAAUAUAUAUUGAUUACAGGGACUUUAAGAGAAUACUUGAAGCACUAAGUGGAUGUUUCUUCAUUUGGACACACGUUAUGAGAAGGAAUCUGUGAUUGGCGUAUUUUAUUUGAUACACUACUACGAAGGUUAGGGAUGGGAAAAAAAAGCCUGUGUGGCUGUGUGUGUUCUGUGUAUCAGCUACCAUAAUGUUUCAUAGUGAAGCAUGACUUGACGAUGCAUUCAGGUACUUGAAUUCUUUUGACUUUUACCAUAGGGGUAUUUACAUAACUGUAAAGUACAGUUUCAUGAUGUUUGAGGUGAUGCGUGGUUUUAUUUUCGGGGAAUGCAAACAACAUGCAUGGACUGAUGCAUUUGUGACAUAAGUGCCUAUAUAUAUAUGUUUUUCAGUUGUCUUGGCACAUUUUUCUUCAGGUUGUUGAUGAGUUACCAUGGUAACCUCUUUCCCAAAAUAACGGUGCUAUGUACUGAUUUACCAACCCACUGUGAACCAUUAAGGAGGCCAUACCAAAGCGUGCACGGACAACCAUCAUACGUGUUCAUCCAUGUACAGUUAUUGUUGUGUAAAUUGUAUCAUUUUAUACUUUUGCGUUGUUGUAUGUUUGUUCUACUGUUUUAUUGCACUGUUAGUUUCAAGUAUGAGCUCUUCAAAACUGGCCUUAGUACCAACUGACUGUAGCUGUGGGCCAUAGCCUUUCCUACAAUGACUGUCACAUACUUUAAUAAAAGUAAUAUUUCUGU